AUGGAAAAGCCAUCGCCGACGACUGAACUAGCUGUACAGGAGCCUCUUCGCGCACCAGCAGAAGAACAACAUCAUGAGCACCAGGAAGCACCAACGCAAUCUAAUAAUGCCCAUCUCACUCUAAAGAAAACAUGGCGCUUCUGGGCCGUGUUCCCAGCACUAUGCAUGACGACUUUCCUCUCGGCCCUCGAUACAUCCAUUCUCUCGACCGCCCUUCCCACAAUCGCCCUCGAUGUUGAUGCCGGCGAGCUAUACAUGUGGAUUACGAACUCAUACAUACUAUCAUCGACGGUUGUCCUGCCACUGUUUGGACAGACCGCCAACAUCUUCGGUCGGCGAUGGAUGCUGAUCAUCUCGGUUGUCAUAUUUGCCUUGGGGAGUGGAAUGGCCGGUGGUGCAAAGAACACUGGACUUCUUAUUGCGGGACGAACAAUUCAAGGCAUCGGUGGCGGCGGUAUUAACACCCUCGUGGAUAUCGUCAUUUGUGACCUAGUCCCCCUCCGCCAGCGAGGUAAAUAUGUCGCGCUCAUGGCAGCUGUGUGGGCAGUGGGAACGGUGAUCGGCCCCGUUCUAGGCGGCGCAUUCGCCCAGUAUGUCUCGUGGCGUUGGGUCUUCUAUAUCAACCUGCCGCUUUGUGCUGCGUCACUUCUACUGCUAGUGCUGUUUCUUCGAGUCACACACCCGCCCAGCAGUGGUACAGUGUGGCACCAGCUCAAGCGCGUGGACCUCGUUGGUAAUUCUAUCCUUACAGCCGCCGUUAUCUCGAUUUUGCUCGCCCUCACUUGGGCUGGAACAACAUACGCCUGGUCUUCGUGGCGAGUUAUUUUACCUCUUAUCCUAGGGCUCGGGGGCUGUUCCUUUUCUACGGUCAUCAAAUGUCACGAUUCUGUGCUGAGCCCUCGAUUCCACUCCGGCUAUUCUCGAGUGGAACUGGGACUCUACUUCCAGGCUAUACGUAGCUCGACUGCCACUGAAUCCGGGCUAUACGUUCUUCCUAUCACUGCCGCAAUUGCGCCUUUUGGCAUCAUCACGGGAGUUAUCAUCGCCAUGACUGGCAAAUACCGCGUCUUCCAUUUCCUGGGAUAUAUAUUCCUCACGAUCGCCAGUGGCCUCUUCUCGCUCCUAGAUGACCAUUCACCCGCUCGCGACUGGGCUGGCUUCCAGAUACUCUUCGGCGCUGGUUCUGGUAUGAUAUUCUCCAGCACGCUACCUCCGAUCCAGGCAUCGCUACCCGAGUCCGACGUGGCCACUGCAACCUCCACCUGGGCGUUUAUGCGCAGCUUUGGUUGCAUAUGGGGUAUUGUGGUUCCAACCACUAUCUUCAAUGCACGUGUCCAGGAGCUGCUGUAUCGCGUCAGUGAUGUGUCUCUGCGCGCAAAACUUGCUAAUGGUGGUGCAUAUGCCAUGGCCAGCGAAGGACUGAUGCGUACUUUGCAAAAUACCCCGAACCUUAUGGCGGAAGUGCUCAGUGUCUAUCAAGAUAGUUUGCGAUGGGUUUGGUGGAUUUCGGUCCCGUUCGGUGGUAUCGGGUUGCUUCUUUGUAUACCCAUUAAGCAACUGGAGCUCACGGAGGAUUUGCAUACAGAGUUUGGAUUACACGAUACUGCAACAAGUAGAGAAGGGUGA
Molecule: messenger RNA, 1626 nt
Organism: Penicillium samsonianum
Lineage: Eukaryota; Fungi; Ascomycota; Eurotiomycetes; Eurotiales; Aspergillaceae
Product: MDR family MFS transporter
Exons: 2
Coding region: 1-1626 (541 amino acids)
Biological process (GO): transmembrane transport
Molecular function (GO): transmembrane transporter activity
Source: RefSeq, a predicted model, not a curated record